Molecule: messenger RNA, 414 nt
Organism: Prunus armeniaca (apricot)
Lineage: Eukaryota; Viridiplantae; Streptophyta; Magnoliopsida; Rosales; Rosaceae
Source: the annotation of a GenBank genome assembly
AUGAGCCAAAGUGGAGGAGAGCUAGGAUCAGAAGAGAUGGGAAGUUCUUAUGAGGUUGCAAGAAAUGCUAAGGAUGUUUCACUUCAAGAACUCAGACAUAGGCUUGCUGAGUUUGCUCAAGUAAGAGGAUGGGAUCAAUACCACAGUCCAAGGAACCUCCUUCUAGCCCUGGUGGGAGAGGUUGGAGAAUUGUCUGAAAUUUUCCAAUGGAAGGGAGAAGUUGCAAGAGGACUGCCUAAUUGGACUUGUGAUGAGAAAGAGCAUUUGGAAGAGGAGCUCUCUGAUGUCUUGCUUUAUCUGAUUCAACUUGCUGAUGUUUGUGGACUUGAUCUUGGACAAGCUGCACUCUCCAAAAUUGUCAAGAAUGCUAGGAAAUACCCUGUUACCAAUCAAACACCAAAUUCCACCAACUAG